Suillus subalutaceus is the source of this 567-nucleotide messenger RNA. RefSeq lists its product as uncharacterized. The transcript is spliced from 4 exons. NCBI's taxonomy places the organism in Eukaryota, Fungi, Basidiomycota, Agaricomycetes, Boletales, Suillaceae. The coding region runs from base 1 to 567 and encodes 188 amino acids. The record is from RefSeq and is a predicted model, not a curated record.
AUGCACGACAUCAAUAAUUCCGUGGUGCCGCGAUCAGUCUAUCUUGUCGACUUCCAGGAAAAAACGACGGUUGCGCAUGCAGAGAGCGACGGCGCCAUUGAGCUCAGUCCGAUGCCUUCGAAUGACAUUAACGAUCCCCUGAACUGGAGUAGAUGCUGGAAAAUUCUGCAGAUUGCCCCUACCUCCCAACUGCUCUCCUUCACCACAGGCCACUACUCAUGGACGUUCACAUAUAGAUCCAUGAGAGAAUGCGAGCGUCAACGACCGCCAUCGCAUUUCCGACUUAGUCCGCCUACACCAACUAUGACCGCUCAUGCAUUACCGCCAAUUUUCGACGCUCAUCUUGCCUCGGGUCAACCGCACAACGAUACUGGCGAUGACUUGAUUCACGAUGAAGAUCAUACUCUUCAUCCAUCCAAUUUGCAACUGUUAGCCGUAAGGCAGCUCAUGGCUGAAGACCACGAAGUGAUCAGUGGUUCGUCUGUAAACGCUGACCCGCAGGAUCUGCACAAGACACUAGAAGCUCUGACAACGUCAACAUUUGAAGACGUGGAGUUCAAGCGGUGA